Molecule: messenger RNA, 1655 nt
Organism: Gavialis gangeticus (Gharial)
Lineage: Eukaryota; Metazoa; Chordata; Crocodylia; Gavialidae
Gene: LRTM1
Product: leucine rich repeats and transmembrane domains 1
Exons: 3
Coding region: 424-1524 (366 amino acids)
Biological process (GO): positive regulation of synapse assembly; axonogenesis; regulation of presynapse assembly
Cellular component (GO): membrane
Molecular function (GO): protein binding
Source: RefSeq, a predicted model, not a curated record
UCACAUUUAGAGUCAUCUGAUCUUGCAAGGGUUGGCACAGCACAGCUAAUAAUUGAAGAGAAUUGAGAAACUAAAAUGGAUUUUAAAAGGGUGCUUUAUUUUUGUGCACUGGAUUUGAAGCAGAUUAAAUAAUCUGGGAUAUGCUACCAGGUCACGAUUUGUAUGUUACAGCUGUCCAGUUUGAUUUGACAGUCACUCUUUGCAUGACCAAGUAAGAGGCAGUGAAAACCUCUGAGAGUUAUAGAUGGACAGUGGAAACAGGAGUGCAAUAAAACUGACUGCAGUGAUAUUGAAUGCUGAUGGAGUGAUUCAAUAGAUCAAACAGCUGAGCUCCUCUGCAAGAUACAGUUAUUUUCUAAAAUAAAGCCACAAAAGAAGCUGGAUUAGCACAUACCCUUGACUCCCACUUCAACUUUAUAAUACAUGUACAUUACCGUUCCACUUAACAAACUUGGACUAAACCUUCUACAAGAGAACAAGCAAACAACCAUGAAAGGCUACUUGCUUUUGAUUUUGAAUGUUAUCCUAUUAAUAUAUGAGGUUCGUGGAUGUCCUGAAAAGUGCCUAUGCCAUCCACCUUCGAAGACAGUAGACUGCAAGAAUCAAGGACUUGUUGACAUUCCCUCCCAUUUACCUUCUGAAACUCAAAUCUUACUGUUGCAGAAUAACCACAUUUGGAGAAUCAAUCAAAGUGCAUUCACUGGAGCACCUUGGCUCAAAAUUUUAGAGCUGUCUAAUAAUUCAAUAACAAGUUUGGCAUCAGGUGCUUUCCAAGGGCUACGAUACCUACAAGUUCUAAACCUAACCAAGAACUUGAUUCAUUAUGUAGAAAACAAGACUUUCAGUUCCCUCCCACAGCUGAAAGAACUGGAUUUAUCUUCCAACAAGAUAUUAAGUCUGCCUGAAACUUUGGGGAAAAAUACCGGAAAUAUAACGUUAUUGUCUGUGAAACAUAACAAGCUUCAGAAAAUGGAAAGAGUUCUUCUGGAGUCACUUCCAAACCUGAAAGUUGUUCUUUUCAAAGAUAAUCCAUGGCAAUGUAAUUGCAAUGCCUUUGGCCUUAAACUGUGGCUGGAGAGCUUUUUAUACAGAGGAGGAAUAAGCGAUGGCAUUAUCUGUUCCACACCUGAGAAUCGGAAAGGAAAGGACCUCCUCAAAGUCCCUUAUGAGAUCUAUGGAGUAUGUCCUCCUACAGCUGCUCAUGUUAACCUGGCUAGUUUUCACCACCAUACCUCUGAGCACAGAAAUUCACUGAAGCAUGCUCAUCACAAUGAACACGGAGACAGUAGCCAUUCAGACUGUGAACCUAAACCAAAAUCAAGGCCAGUUAAUUUGCGUCAUGCGAUCGCCACUGUAGUAAUAACUGGAGUUGUCUGUGGAAUUGUGUGUCUAAUGAUGUUGGCAGCUGCUGUCUAUGGUUGUGCCUAUGCUGCAAUUACUGCUAAAUACCACAAAGAACGCUUGGCCCCAGCAAUAGAACAGGGGAGUCCUGAGGAAAAAGAGCCAUUUGAUAGCUCGGCUUGAGUGAGUUUUGUUUUUGGUUUAUCUAAAAUAAGAACUCCCCGUUUAGUGCAAAGCCUAGUGUCUAAGUAGGAUUGAUUUACUCAUUACUACUGUAUUUUUCUUUUUCACAUUAAAAAGUUUCUGUGAAAAUA